Messenger RNA from Pongo pygmaeus (Bornean orangutan), 1369 nucleotides. RefSeq names its product CYFIP related Rac1 interactor A (gene CYRIA). Gene Ontology annotation, molecular function: small GTPase binding. Gene Ontology annotation, biological process: regulation of actin filament polymerization. The coding region runs from base 251 to 1222 and encodes 323 amino acids. The transcript has 12 exons. NCBI's taxonomy places the organism in Eukaryota, Metazoa, Chordata, Mammalia, Primates, Hominidae. The record is from RefSeq and is a predicted model, not a curated record.
GGCCGUCUCGCAGGCUGCGGCGGCCGCGGGAGAGGCGUACACGGCGGCGGCGGAGCGGGCGGCAGAGCAGGGCGGCGGCGACUCGCAGGGUACCACCAUCUUAAGGACAGAAAAGCUACAGACUCUAGGAGGCCACCGUCCUGAUUUGGGAAGUCCAACUUACUUUGGCCAGACAGCAGCUAAGCUGGUUCAUCCCAUCAGCCUGGAUUGGUGAAACUUAAUCACAGGAGAUAUUUCCAGGUUUGCUGGGAUGGGAAACCUGCUCAAAGUCCUUACCAGGGAAAUUGAAAACUAUCCACACUUUUUCCUGGAUUUUGAAAAUGCUCAGCCUACAGAAGGAGAGAGAGAAAUCUGGAACCAGAUCAGCGCCGUCCUUCAGGAUUCUGAGAGCAUCCUUGCAGACCUGCAGGCUUACAAAGGCGCAGGCCCAGAGAUCCGAGAUGCAAUUCAAAAUCCCAAUGACAUUCAGCUUCAAGAAAAAGCUUGGAAUGCGGUGUGCCCUCUUGUUGUGAGGCUAAAGAGAUUUUACGAGUUUUCCAUUAGACUAGAAAAAGCUCUUCAGAGUUUAUUGGAAUCUCUGACUUGUCCACCCUACACACCAACCCAACACCUGGAAAGGGAACAGGCCCUGGCAAAGGAGUUUGCCGAAAUUUUACAUUUUACCCUUCGAUUCGAUGAGCUGAAGAUGAGGAACCCAGCUAUUCAGAAUGACUUCAGCUACUACAGAAGAACAAUCAGUCGCAACCGCAUCAACAACAUGCACCUAGACAUUGAGAAUGAAGUCAAUAACGAGAUGGCCAAUCGAAUGUCCCUCUUCUAUGCAGAAGCCACACCAAUGCUGAAAACACUUAGCAAUGCCACAAUGCACUUUGUCUCUGAAAACAAAACUCUGCCAAUAGAGAACACCACAGACUGCCUCAGCACAAUGACAAGUGUCUGUAAAGUCAUGCUGGAAACUCCGGAGUACAGAAGUAGGUUUACGAGUGAAGAGACCCUGAUGUUCUGCAUGAGGGUGAUGGUGGGAGUCAUCAUCCUCUAUGACCAUGUCCACCCUGUGGGAGCUUUCUGCAAGACAUCCAAGAUCGAUAUGAAAGGCUGCAUAAAAGUUUUGAAGGAGCAGGCCCCAGACAGUGUGGAGGGGCUGCUAAAUGCCCUCAGGUUCACUACAAAGCACUUGAACGAUGAAUCAACUUCGAAACAGAUUCGAGCAAUGCUUCAGUAGAGCUCUGCUCAAAGAAGAGGAUCUAUGUGCUGACCUCAGAAGAUGUAUAUGUUUACAUAAUUUAAUACAGAUUGAUGUUAAUACUUGUGUAUUUACAUAACCGUUUCCUUCUUGUCACUGAAAUAUAUGGACCUUAAUUUGUAUCCU